Phragmites australis (common reed) is the source of this 1686-nucleotide messenger RNA. Its product is annotated as probable transcription factor MYB58. Lineage: Eukaryota; Viridiplantae; Streptophyta; Magnoliopsida; Poales; Poaceae. The coding region runs from base 287 to 1306 and encodes 339 amino acids. The transcript is spliced from 3 exons. The record is from RefSeq and is a predicted model, not a curated record.
UCGCAACAGCGAAAUAUUUCCAGGCACGAUGUGUCCGGAGGCUAGAUGACACCGAACAUCCUCGGCCGCGGAAAUCGGAGGUCGUGGGGUGGAGGAACGGUUAACCGCGCGGGUUCGUGCGCCCGCUCGGGGCACGCCCCUUCGCGAAUCAAACUCGUCCGUCGGAUCCCCAUCCGACGCUCCCCGUCCGCGCCACGUGCGCCAUCCUCCCCCGCUGCCUGGGCCCAUAAGAAGCUCGACUAGGCAGCGCUUUCCGGAACACGUCCCUGCGAGAUCGCGUUGCUCUAUGUCGAGGGAGGCAAUGGCUGGAGCACCUGGCGGCGCCCGCCGGCGGGGCGGCAGCAGAAGGGACGCGGCGAACGGGGACGCGGCGCGGAAGGGGGCCUGGAUGGCGGAGGAGGACGAGGUGCUGCUGGAGCACGUGCGCACGCACGGGCCCCGAGAGUGGAGCUCCAUUCCAUCCAAAGGCCUCCUGCCGCGCUCCGGCAAGUCCUGCCGCCUCCGCUGGGUCAACAAGCUCAGGCCCAACCUCAAGACUGGCUGCAAGUUCUCCGCAGAGGAAGAGCGGGUGGUGCUCGAGCUGCAGGCGCAGUUCGGGAACAGGUGGGCGAGGAUCGCCACCUACUUGCCGGGCAGGACGGACAACGACGUGAAGAACUUCUGGAGCGCCCGACAGAAGCGGCUCGCCAGGCUCCUGCGCACGCCUGUCCCCGGCGGGUCCGGCAAGAACAGCAGGGCCAAGGCGCCUGCUGCCUCUUCCAUGGAGUCGCCACCCGCCGUGGGUCCCUGCCCGGAUCAAGUUCCAUACGAGGGCGGCUCCUCCAGUGGCCACCAAUGCUUAGCGGCGACACCGUUCAUAGACGCCCAGAAUGCUGCACUAGUCCUGCAUGAUCAGACAGGCUCUGGACUUCUCGGUUUCAAGGGAACGCUGGCGCCGGUCGCUCCGGCCACCGACAGCCAUGCGUGCUCGUCAAACGCAGCCCCAUUGCCACCGGAGCUGCCGUUCGAUCAGCCUCCGUACCCUCUGCUCGACUUCCCGGGGAUGCCGGAGAGCUGGGACAUGGCUCCCGGGUUCGUCAACGCCGGCGGCAUGUAUAAUCUCGCCUACCAAGAGCUGCUUCCGGUGAUGCAACCCGGUCCGAAGAUGCUCCCGUUCUUCGGUAUGGAGUUCCAGCAGGAUGGCGUCAAGGCCGAGCCUCCGGACGCGCCCGACGACUUCUUCGACGACCUCCCGCCGGACUUGUUCAGCUCUCUUGAUCAGCUGCCCCCGCCAUUGUUGCCGCCGGCGACGAAAUCUGAAUUUUGAGAUUGGACUGUUCGAUGGAGGAGUGCCUUGGUUGCCAUCAUCCUUUUUCUGGUUGUGCAUUUGGACUGCCUGUUCUGACACAGCUGACAAGUACUAGCGGCCGCUGGAAGUUGUAUCUUCGGUUGCAACCUACUAACAACCUUGCAAUGCUCAGAUUGAGCUUUGUAUUAGACAUGGAAAGUGACGAUGUUUCUAUUCUAAGUACUAGAUGCAGAAAAUAAGGUGCAUAAAUGUCUGUAUAAUUCAUCAUGGUGUAAAAUCGAUCGCUAUCAAUGCAGUACAAGAUAUCCAAGAAGAUUAGCAUGCAAGUAUAUAACAGUGUGUGUUCCAUUUGGGUCGGUGUUAUUGUACUGCUACUUCAGUUUGGAGUUCCUGAAGAA